CCGCCUUCUGAUCAAAGGUGGGAAGAUUGUGAAUGAUGACCAGUCCUUUUACGCUGAUGUGUAUGUGGAAGAUGGCUUGAUAAAACAAAUUGGAGAAAAUCUCAUCGUUCCUGGGGGCAUCAAGACUAUCGAUGCCCAUGGUCUGAUGGUCCUGCCAGGUGGAGUGGAUGUCCACACAAGGCUGCAGAUGCCUGUCCUGGGCAUGAACCCAGCUGAUGAUUUCUGUCAGGGCACCAAAGCCGCCCUAGCAGGAGGGACCACCAUGAUUCUGGACCACGUGUUCCCUGACACGGGUGUGAGCCUGCUGGCAGCCUACGAGCAGUGGCGGGAACAAGCAGACAGCGCGGCCUGCUGUGACUACUCCCUGCACGUGGACAUCCCCCGCUGGCACGAGAGCAUCAAGGAGGAGCUGGAGGCCCUGGUCAAGGACAAGGGUGUGAACUCCUUCCUGGUCUUCAUGAUGUACAAGGACAGGUACCAGUGCACCGAUGGCCAGAUGUACGAGAUCUUCAGCAUCAUCCGGGACCUGGGGGCCUUGGCCCAGGUGCACGCGGAGAACGGUGACAUCGUGGAGGAGGAGCAGAAGCGGCUGCUGGAGCUCGGCAUCACCGGCCCUGAGGGCCACGUGCUCAGCCACCCCGAGGAGGUGGAGGCUGAGGCUGUACAUCGAGCCAUCACCAUCGCCAAGCAGGCCAACUGCCCGCUGUACGUGACCAAAGUGAUGGGCAAGGGGGCAGCGGACGUGAUCGCCCAGGCCAAGCGCAGAGGGGUGGUCGUGUUUGGGGAGCCUAUCACCGCCAGCCUGGGCACCGACGGCUCACACUACUGGAGCAAGAACUGGGCGAAGGCUGCAGCCUUUGUCACGUCGCCCCCCGUCAACCCAGACCCCACCACAGCAGACCACCUCACCUGCCUGCUUUCCAGUGGGGACCUCCAGGUGACAGGCAGCGCCCACUGUACCUUCACCACUGCCCAGAAGGCCGUCGGCAAAGACAACUUCACGCUGAUCCCCGAGGGUACCAAUGGCAUCGAGGAGCGCAUGUCUGUGGUCUGGGAGAAGUGCGUGGCCUCUGGGAAAAUGGAUGAGAAUGAGUUCGUCGCAGUAACUAGCACAAACGCUGCCAAAAUCUUCAAUUUCUACCCGAGAAAGGGGCGAGUGGCUGUGGGCUCGGAUGCUGACCUGGUCAUAUGGAACCCCAAGGCCACCAAGAACAUCUUUGAAGGAGUUGAGUGCCGGGGAACCCCUGCAGUGGUCAUAAGCCAGGGCCGAGUGGUGCUGGAGGACGGGACCAUGUUCGUCACCCCAGGGGCCGGCCGCUUCAUUCCUCGGAAGACGUUCCCAGACUUUGUCUACAAGAGGAUAAGGGCUCGCAACAGGCUGGCGGAGAUUCACGGUGUGCCCCGCGGGCUCUACGACGGGCCGGUCCACGAGGUGAUGGUGCCCGCCAAGCCGGGGAGCAGUGGCCAGUCCCGCGUGUCCUGCCCUGGCAAGAUCUCAGUCCCACCCGUGCGCAACCUGCACCAGUCGGGAUUCAGCCUGUCUGGCUCUCAGGCGGACGACCACAUCGCCAGACGCACCGCCCAGAAGAUCAUGGCGCCCCCUGGCGGGCGCUCCAACAUCACCUCUCUUUCCUAGACCUCCAGGACUUGGGAUCCAGCAAGUCGCGCCGUCCCCACCCGGCAGAUGGCCACGGGGACCGCCCGCCUCCAUUAGCUUUUUCCUUUGUAGACGUUAUUUAAAGGGUGCUCGGCCUUGCCUUCCCCUCCCCCACAGCUCUCCUCUUGGGGUCCCAGGUCCUGCUGCGAGGAGAUCCCUUGACAGAGGGCUGAAUCUGGGGCGAUUUCACUGCCAGGGUGAGGAGACGCCAUGGAACAGGGACAGUCCGGGGGGCCCCGAGCCCGGGUGCCUGGUCCACCUUGGUGUGGAGGCAAGGCUGGCUCCCCCUAGGCUAUGGGCACCCCCGGGGCUUCAUAGAGGGCACGGGAAAAGCUGGAUGCCAGGCUUCGAGUUUGGAACCCGAGAGGGUCCAGGUGCUGCCGGGUGGGUGUUGGCUGCCUUCUCCCCAUUACUAGUCACUGCCUCGAGGAAGCCCCGCUCCCCAGUGCUGAGACACAGCCUCCUCGGAGGCCCGGCCCCCGUCGGCCUUCAGGGAGGAGGCUGCGAGCAGAGCCCUCCUGCCCCACAGAGCUGCUGAGACUUCAGGGAUCCAUCAGUAACUUGGUGUAGUGCAGCUCCCUGUCCACAUGUCCAAGGGCCAAACCUAAGCUUUCUUCGUAGCCCUCCUCCGGGGAGGUCUUGCAACUCUUUAGCCAAUACACUCUCCUUUUAUUACAGAAUGUGUAUUUCCAUAGGCUGCUUAGAUGAACAGUUUUGUACAGUGAGGACGCCUGUAGCCAGGAACUUGUGCAUGCCACCCAGCACCUAGACAGGGGCAGUCGUCCCGAGUUUCAAGUGAAUUGGGUCAAUUAAAGGUGUCUGGGCUAGAAGCCG
Carlito syrichta (Philippine tarsier) is the source of this 2491-nucleotide messenger RNA. It is a transcript of the gene DPYSL4, whose product is annotated as dihydropyrimidinase like 4. NCBI's taxonomy places the organism in Eukaryota, Metazoa, Chordata, Mammalia, Primates, Tarsiidae. Gene Ontology annotation, cellular component: cytosol; cytoplasm. The record is from RefSeq and is a predicted model, not a curated record. The transcript has 13 exons. The coding region runs from base 146 to 1636 and encodes 496 amino acids. Gene Ontology annotation, molecular function: hydrolase activity, acting on carbon-nitrogen (but not peptide) bonds, in cyclic amides.